This is a messenger RNA of Manacus vitellinus (golden-collared manakin), 1236 nucleotides long. RefSeq lists its product as uncharacterized. Lineage: Eukaryota; Metazoa; Chordata; Aves; Passeriformes; Pipridae. The transcript has 3 exons. The record is from RefSeq and is a predicted model, not a curated record. The coding region runs from base 82 to 1236 and encodes 384 amino acids.
CCAGGAGAGCAGCUCCUGCAGGAGGCAGCAUCUCCCCUGGGUGCUUUGGCAUGUCUGUGCCAGAGGAUUCCAAAAACAGACAUGGAGAAGGUUUGCGAGAAUGCAAAUUCCCAGCCGCUCGAGGAGAGCCUGGAGACAAGGCGCCAAGUGAGCAACACCCAGCAACAUGCAGCGCCUGAGGAGAGCCUGGGCCAGACCUCAUCCCUCCAUGGGGACAGGCUGCCACCACUCCCUGGCCAACAGAGCUUGCAGAGCACCAGCAGCCACCCAACCACUGCACCAAGCAAGGUGGAGCCUCCGCAGGGGUUAGAGAGGAGCCGCCGGGCCCGCUCCCAGCUCAGGGCUUCAUAUGGCAAAGCCAACCUGCCAUGGCAGCUGCACAGCCUGGAGGAGAAGGAGGUCCCACAGCAGGAGGGCCAGGACCAUCUUGCCUCCCUGAUAUGGCUUGAUGGUAGAGCCGGGCAGGGAAACCCAAAGUUGGACAUUGAGAAGCCAGAGCUGACAGGCCUGGAGGGACUGGAAGCCAUCCUAGGCCAGCAGAAGGUGCUGGAAUGGCUUGAAGCCCAUUUCCCCACUGAGACCUGGACCUUGGCCACAAAGGGUGAAGACUGGGACUACACGAUUGACAAAGGGCUGUCCCGUGGGCUGCGGCAAAAGGACCUCGAACAUCCAGUGUCUCCAGCUCCACCUGGUCCCAACAACACCAAGGAUGAGCCAGCCAUGUACCAGAGUCCAGUGCUGCCUCAGUGGGGACAGGCCUGGCCCAGCCGUCCCAGAGAGCAGCAGCCAGGCCAGGCCAGCACUGCCACAACCACCAUCACUGGCUAUGCACUGCAGGCUCUUCCCUGGGAAGAGCCCUUGGUGCCGGCGCUGCAGGCAGGAGCUUACCUGUUGCCCGCACAACCCCUUGGCCAUGGAGCUCCUUCUCCCGCGGCUACUGACGGCCCGGCGCGACAGCAGCAACGCUCCCUCUUCGGGAGGGUGCUCAGGGCUGUGUGCAGGCUGUUCCUUGGAACCUGUGUGCCACCAGAGCAGGAGCAGCAGCGCCGGGCUGCCAGCGCCAGGAAGGUGCCCGGAGGCGACCGUGCUGAGCCUCGGCAGUGUCCAGCUGAGAGCGCGGCACAGGGAGGCACCCGAGCCAUGGCUGCAGGGACGGCGCCUCAGGCAUUUGGCUGCUGCCCCAAGCGCACCCUGCCAGACUGGGCUUACCCAGUGAUUCCUGUGACCAGCCUAUGA